Molecule: messenger RNA, 800 nt
Organism: Amphimedon queenslandica
Lineage: Eukaryota; Metazoa; Porifera; Demospongiae; Haplosclerida; Niphatidae
Exons: 3
Coding region: 72-767 (231 amino acids)
Source: RefSeq, a predicted model, not a curated record
GAGGAAGUUUUAUUAUUCUUAUUGAUGAGCUGGUUCCAUUGAUAUCUCAAUCAAAAGCAUCCAUUGAUGAAAUGAAGUCAUUCCUUCAACGAUUUUACCCAAAAUUUAGUGCUGAGCUGCCUGAUGCUGAUAGCGUUGAAGGCAUUAUGAAUAUCGCUGUCAAAAAUUGCCGAUUAAACAACAUUUCAAUAUUGAAGUUAAUUAUAAAACGGUUUAAAAUCACUGAAGCCAAUCCUUUGAUAUCAGAGUAUGAGAAAGAAGUGAAGACAGCAUGUAAAUUUCUGAAGGAUUUCCUAAGCCAGAAUCAACCUCAGCAUUUUCUCAUUUGUGAAACAAUUCAGUUUACUUUGGGAUGGGAACCAGAGGAGCACUCACUUGAUGACAUACGUAAUCUCUUAGAGGAAGCAUUUAAAGAAUUAAACAAGAGGAUUAUUGUACGAAGCAUUCAUCGUGGGAACUCCAUCAUUAUCAUCUGUUAUGGUCCACAUCAUUUACUAGCUGCUCUUCUCUUGGAAGCACAAGACAACCUAACUGUCUUGAUGAAGGAAUUCAGUUUAAUUAGACUAACCAUUGGCCACUACACUGUUUAUGAUAAAAGGAUCAGAUACAAAGUAAUGAAUAAUGAGUGUCUUGCAGAGGAGAUUAAACUAGCUGAUAGAGAGGAACAAGAACUGAGGACUUUACUUGAUUACAAAGAAGGAUCAAUAUUUGAACAAGAUAAACAACUGAAUAUCAUGAAAAAAAGAAAAGGUAUAGUUAGUGAAUGAUGAAGAUAUUUUAUUAAUGUAUUUUUACUUGUA